AUGCCAGUGCCCGCGGUCAUCGAGCAGUUACGGAAUACGGAUUCUAGGCCCGACAUGGCCUCCCGCCCGCCCUCCUCCCCUUUGCUCUCCGCCCGCGGAGCCGAUUGGGCCCCGCCGCUGCCCCCGGCCACCUGUCGCUGCCCGUCCCGGCCGCUCCCCGAGCUCCGACUGCCAGGUCCCGGCAGCCGUGCGCCACCCCCCCAGCUCCGAUCCCCAGCUCCGAUCCCCAGCUCCGAUCUGGGCCCCGCCGUCUCCAUGACCACCAGGGCGCUGCAGGAGCUGGAUGGAGGCCUGGGCAGCAGCCAGGCAGGCGAGGACCUGUCCACACCGGCGGCCCCCUGCCCUGCCCAGCCCCAGGACGACAGGGCUCGAGCGAUGCCCAGGCUGGUGGACUCCAGCAGCUGGCCCCACGAUUCUCAAGAGCUGGCAGCUGAGGGCAGCCCCGCAGGUGGUGCGGAUGGGCGGCCCAAGAAGACAGAAAAGGAGCCUGUGGCCAAAGUGGCCCCAGGACCCGGGAAAGAGAGGCUGAAGGCAGGAGCAACCCCCCGGAGCCCCGCGCGCAGGAAGGCGCAGGCCUCGCCGCCCCCCCAGCGGCCACCGCCACCCCCGGCCCCCAGCGACGAGCUGCCCUGGGGAGACCUGUCGCUCAACAAGUGCCUGGUGCUCGCCUCCUUGGUGGCGCUGCUGGGCUCUGCCUUCCAGCUGUGCCGGGAUGCUGUGGCCGGGGACGCAGCCGCGCCCGCACCUGUCCCUGAGCCUUGGGUACCGCGCAGCUCGGCCCCGGAGCGUGCAUCGCCCCCGCCCAAGCCCGAGGCCUGGGCGCCCCCGGCGGGACCGGCCGCGCCCCCGGCGGAGGCAGAGGACAAGGCCGAAGCCGCGGGGAGCCCGGAGGCUGCAGAGAAGGCUGCUGGGGACGAGCGCGCGCCCACGGAGCCGGCGCGGAGGGAGAGGCCGCGGAGGGAGAGGCCGCGGAGGGAGAGGCCCCGGGCCGCCGGGGAGCCGCGAGGAGGCCCGCCCCGGCGCUGGGAGGCUCGCGAACAGGGCCGGCGGCCGUGGGCGCGGGACCCCCGCGGCCCAGGACCCACGAAGAGGCCGGCCUGGGACUCCCCGCGGCGCGCGGACGAGGACCGGCCUCGGGGCCGCAGGAAGCACCGGGCGCGCAAGGGCCGGGACUGA
Molecule: messenger RNA, 1176 nt
Organism: Canis lupus familiaris (dog)
Lineage: Eukaryota; Metazoa; Chordata; Mammalia; Carnivora; Canidae
Gene: JSRP1
Product: junctional sarcoplasmic reticulum protein 1
Exons: 8
Coding region: 1-1176 (391 amino acids)
Biological process (GO): regulation of ryanodine-sensitive calcium-release channel activity; skeletal muscle contraction
Cellular component (GO): sarcoplasmic reticulum
Source: RefSeq, a predicted model, not a curated record